Messenger RNA from Aspergillus costaricaensis CBS 115574, 464 nucleotides. RefSeq lists its product as uncharacterized. Bases 10 to 204 code for a protein of 64 amino acids. The record is from RefSeq and is a predicted model, not a curated record. Lineage: Eukaryota; Fungi; Ascomycota; Eurotiomycetes; Eurotiales; Aspergillaceae. The transcript is spliced from 2 exons.
CUGCGAGUCAUGGAAGGCUCACACACCGAAGGAUCGAUAGAUAGCCCACGCCGACAGGGCCGAUCAUUGAAUCGGACUGAUAGCCAGAUAUUGUCUAAGAAAGAAAGAAAGACUUUCGAAGGAAGAAUCGUACCUGAUUCCUGGGAGACGGACGCGAUGGUACGUGGCGCUGCCACUGCCAGUGCCACUAAAGUUUCCGACUAGGAUCGAUUCAUUGUUGUUGAAAGGUAGUUGCUUAAAGCUACCCAAUUAUUAGGAGGAGUGAGGCAGGGAUGCACGAAUAUGACUAACUACCCUGUAACCCCCGGAAGGACAGCGAUGAUGUCAUCACUUGGUCAAUUUCAGUCUCUGGAACGAGAGAGUUCGCGGGUGGUUGUCUGAACGUUCAUGUCACUCUAAGUUAUUAUUCGGGUCAAUAAGUUUGGGAGGUGUGGUGGGUGAACCCUGGCCACGAUACUGUCUGC